Carica papaya (papaya) is the source of this 654-nucleotide messenger RNA. It is a transcript of the gene HSBP, whose product is annotated as heat shock factor binding protein. Gene Ontology annotation, biological process: cellular heat acclimation. Lineage: Eukaryota; Viridiplantae; Streptophyta; Magnoliopsida; Brassicales; Caricaceae. Gene Ontology annotation, molecular function: transcription corepressor activity. The record is from RefSeq and is a predicted model, not a curated record. Gene Ontology annotation, cellular component: cytosol; nucleus.
GUAAUUAGGUGCCAACCAGAGGAAAAAUAGGUCCCUCAAUCACGGAUUACCUUCACUUUCCCCAAAAACUCCACCUUCUCGUCUCUGUCUGUGCCGGAGGAAGCGUAGUAGGAGAGAAAGGAAACUGCAAUUCACAUAUCAACAAUGGAUGGACAUGAUUCAGAAGAUACGAAGCAAAGCACUGCAGACAUGACAGCUUUCGUUCAAAACCUCCUUGUGCAGAUGCAAGCUAGGUUUCAGACGAUGUCCGACUCCAUUGUCUCAAAGAUCGAUGAAAUGGGAGGUCGCAUAAACGAGUUGGAGCAGAGCAUCAACGACCUUAGAGCAGAGAUGGGAGUAGAGGGUUCUCCAUCACCUUUGCCACCGUCCAAGCAAAACCCAAGUGAAGGAAAACAAGAGGGCUCAGCAUAGAAAUUCAAGAUCUCGCCUCUGAUGAAGAUUGUGACUAUGAGCAUAUUAAAUUCGCUUUCCUUAUAGUUUUUUGCUUUACAACUGAUGUUUACUACGAAACUAUGAAAGACCAAUUUCUCUGUUUCUUUUGUUGCUUUCGAUUUCUACCCGUAGCGGCUUGUGACUGCCUCUUUAACACCCAAAGUUUCAAGAUGCUAUUCAGUUCAUGAUUCAUGAAUGCAGGUGGUUUGGUUUCUUUGUUUU